Molecule: messenger RNA, 511 nt
Organism: Chinchilla lanigera (long-tailed chinchilla)
Lineage: Eukaryota; Metazoa; Chordata; Mammalia; Rodentia; Chinchillidae
Exons: 5
Coding region: 135-461 (108 amino acids)
Source: RefSeq, a predicted model, not a curated record
AAGGAAAACCUGCCUUACACAGGAUUUCCCUCAGAAGUGUCUAAGUGUGAGACCAUCUGCCCUGAUCAUUUCCUGUCACUGGGGCAAAACGCACAACACUUGCCACUUAAUGGAGGAGAGCUUUAUUCCGGCUCAUGGCUUCCAUCUGUGGUCAGCUGGCUCCAAGGCCUAACCAGCACGGCAGAAGGAGGCGGCAGAGGAAAAGAAAAUCGUUCCCCGAAGAACAACAGGCGAACCUGAAGAGAUGGAUUUACUGGCUCAGAGUUUUGGAAGAGGAGCAACAGCUGCAGCUGGGAAUCUGUUCCCUGUUCCUUUACUCUGGGCUCAUAUUGAUGGAGCUCCUGUCACCUGGAAAGUUGUCAUCUGCAACUGUUGGAGAAAGGGGACAUGGACAUGUAGACAUCAGUAUUUCCAUUCAGAAAACUCCGAGCACAGAUGGGAGUCAAACACCUAUUCCAUGAAGCAGAGUGAGAGAAGUUCCCAGUUUGGAUGUGAGCAAAGGGCUAUGGGA